Molecule: messenger RNA, 1611 nt
Organism: Misgurnus anguillicaudatus (oriental weatherfish)
Lineage: Eukaryota; Metazoa; Chordata; Actinopteri; Cypriniformes; Cobitidae
Gene: pnpla1
Product: patatin-like phospholipase domain containing 1
Biological process (GO): triglyceride catabolic process; lipid homeostasis
Cellular component (GO): membrane; lipid droplet; cytoplasm
Molecular function (GO): triacylglycerol lipase activity
Source: RefSeq, a predicted model, not a curated record
GUGUAGACAGCACCAGGAUAGUUCUGAACAUGUCAUCGCCUUUAUACGUUCUGUCUAACACUAAAAACCUCUCAGUGUCUUUCUGUGGUUCUGGCUUUUUAGCAACAUAUCAAGUUGGCGUUGCGCAGAGUCUUAUGGAUAAUGCGCCAUGGAUCCUACGAGGUGCUCCACGGAUCUACGGCGCAUCUGCAGGUUCUCUUGUUGCUGCAGCUGUGGUCUGUGGAUCAAAUCUAGGUCGCAUGCGAGACAAUCUGUUGGAAUUUGUGAGAUUUACAAAACAACUCCCACUCGGUCUGCUGAACCCCACGGCUGAUGUUUACAGAUGGCUGGAGGUCACACUGCAGCGAUCUCUGCCCGAUAAUGCCCACAGUCUGGCCAGUGGUCGUUUACACAUUUCCAUGACGCGCAUCCCAGAUGGAAUAAAUGUUCUGGUGUCGGAAUUUCAUUCCAACAAUGACCUUAUAAAAGCACUUUUGUGUAGUUGCUUUGUCCCUUUAUACUCUGGCACAAUCCCACCGCAGUAUAAAGGCGAGCACUACAUGGAUGGCGGUUUCACAAACAUUCAGCCCUUUGAAGACUCAUCGCCCACCCUCACCAUCUCCCCAUUCGCUGGAGAGAUGGACAUCUGUCCCUCUGACACCUCCACCACCCUCUGUGAUGUCAUCAUCCAGCAGCUCUCCUUCUAUUGUUCCCUGCCCAACUUGAUCAGACUGAUAGACGCCAUGUUCCCACGAGACUGGAGAAUUUUAAAGAAGGCGUUCUACAGCGGAUACCAAGAUACCAUUUACUUUCUGCAGCGGAGCAGAGCUUUGCAGUUCUACCCUGACAAUAGAAUUGAAUCAGAUGUGUCUGAUGAUUCUGGGACGUCUGAUUCUCUGAGCUCUGAUCACUGGAUGUUGACGCAAACUGACAGCGCAGAGGAACAAGACCAGCAGGAGGAGUUUCAGAAGAUGGAUCACACAGAGAAGAAGAGCAUCAAAGGGGUCUGCUCAUCCACCGGUCCAUCCCGCCAGGAGCCGGAAGUACAUCAGAAGUCCACUGUGAAAGUUCAGGAAGUGCUGCUGUGUAAUAUCGUGGGUCAGCUGGAGAUUCUGAGUGAUCCGACUGUUUCCUUAUCGCAACGGACACUAUCGUUCCUGCUUUUCCUGUUCACACUGCCAAUAUGGGGCGCCACAGCCUUUGCCGAGAGGUAUCAGAAUUGGAUCAAACACGCUGUGACUGUGACAUACUGGGUCUAUCAGGGUGUUAAACUGUUUGUGGUCUUUGUAUUUAACAUUUUCUUGUCCACUAUAAGAAAAAGCCUAAGAGACAUGAUGAUGGGUUUGAUCGGUUUCGUACCUUCACAAGUGCACGCAGAGUACCAGAGGGCUAGACAGCUUGUCGAGAGACACGAGGGCUCCUCCAGUAUCAAUGGUCACGACUCUGCCUCUUUCCCGGGAUCUUCUUCCAUAUCGCAGACCCUCCCAAACCUCUCCACGCUCCUGCGUUCACUAGAGAUGGGCAGCAAGUGGAAAAAACGUCAGAUUGAGGUGCAACACACAAUACUGCAACACAUGACUUUUGUGAAAAGAAAUGAAGUACGUGCAAGGAUAUAAAUGUGCUAAUGCCAGC